Molecule: messenger RNA, 870 nt
Organism: Alternaria hordeiaustralica
Lineage: Eukaryota; Fungi; Ascomycota; Dothideomycetes; Pleosporales; Pleosporaceae
Exons: 1
Coding region: 1-870 (289 amino acids)
Biological process (GO): regulation of transcription by RNA polymerase II
Cellular component (GO): nucleus
Molecular function (GO): DNA-binding transcription factor activity, RNA polymerase II-specific
Source: RefSeq, a predicted model, not a curated record
AUGCCUUCAACGCUUGUCUGGGUACUCAUUGCAGUAUUCGUCUGGCUAUUCGUCCCAAAUCCGUUCGGAUCCAAAGAAACUAGCACCACGAGCACGAGCGAGAGCGAGAUGCCGUCCAACUGCGCCCGAUGCAACAAAGCCGAGGCUGAUACCGAGAAAGGCACACUUCAGCGGUGCGCUAAGUGCAAGACAACACCAUACUGCAGCCGCGACUGCCAGAAAGAUGACUGGAAGAACCACAAGAAGAUCUGCGCCCAGCAAGCACAAGCCAAUGCCAAUGCCUACGAUGGUUUCCCACCCAAAACCGAACACAGUUCCAAUUACGCCGCGCCUCGCAUGAAGACCCUCGAAAAGCACGUACCGAACCCCUUCACGCGACUCGACGACGGAAAGUACCUCCACGACCGACCCGAGAAGGAUGUCUACAGACUCCUCAUCGACUCCUUCCGCAUGCGAUCCGAAGACGAUAACAAGCUGGAGAAUAAACCCACACCGAACAGCAUCUAUACGGGCAAGUCUUCAAGCAUCGAGCCAUUCCGGAAGUUCCUUGACUUGGCUGAGACUCGGCGGGGUCUGCUACCUCCGUGGUGGAACGCCGAACACCGGCAGGAGUGCGAGAAGUUCGCUGAGAGCGGCCAAUGGAACGAUGUGCGGAAGAAGGUCACAAAGGCUGAGAUGAUCAGCCACUACGGCGAUGAUAAGGCGCCUAUGCAGCUAAGGAUGGUAGCGGAGUUUGUAUACGGGUCGGGUUCCAAGGGGGAAAGUGGCACUGCGAUGCGCAAGGUGCUGCGUGGCAUGGAGGGGGGUGGUCUUGGGCUUGGCAACUUCCUGCCCAUGAGCUUGACCAAGGUUAUGGGUGGUGGCAGCUGA